CUCUAUAAUCUCGAGUAUAUUUUUGAUCUCAACGGUUGUCUUAAUUUUGGAUUAGUUGUUUUGAACUUAGGACCAAGCAUGGAAGCAAACAGAAGCCAAAAUGGAAUUCAGCUCUUGCUUGCUGCAGAGCAAGAAGCUCAGCACAUUGUCAAUGGUGCCAGAACUGCAAAAACGGCUAGACUGAAACAGGCCAAGGAAGAAGCAGAGAAGGAAAUAGCUGAAUUCCGUGCUCAGAUGGAAAAAGAGUUCCAGAAAAAGGUGGCAGAGAGUAGUGGAGACUCUGGUGCUAAUGUGAAGAGACUUGAACAAGAAACCGAAGCAAAGAUUCAACACCUGAAGGUAGAGGCUGCGAGAAUCUCUAACGAUGUUGUCCAGAUGCUUCUCAGGCAUGUCACUACCGUGAAGAAUUGAACCAACAUCUGAUUGUUUUGCUUGUGUUUGUUGUAGCCACCCUUCAAUUUGAUUUAUUUAAACUGCGUUAUUGUGGGGAGGUUUGUAUUGGUUGCUUGUUUCCGUGACGAAUAAAAAUGUUUAUUUUGCAAGCAAAAUUGCUUCGAGUAGUUUUCCGUGAUCUGCUCGACGAACUUGCUGGAUUGAAUAAAUUAUUAUAUUUUUUUCUCUGAAAA
Molecule: messenger RNA, 626 nt
Organism: Impatiens glandulifera
Lineage: Eukaryota; Viridiplantae; Streptophyta; Magnoliopsida; Ericales; Balsaminaceae
Product: V-type proton ATPase subunit G 1-like
Exons: 3
Coding region: 79-411 (110 amino acids)
Biological process (GO): proton transmembrane transport
Cellular component (GO): vacuolar proton-transporting V-type ATPase complex
Molecular function (GO): proton-transporting ATPase activity, rotational mechanism
Source: RefSeq, a predicted model, not a curated record